Messenger RNA from Fusarium odoratissimum NRRL 54006, 960 nucleotides. RefSeq lists its product as uncharacterized. The record is from RefSeq and is a predicted model, not a curated record. The transcript is spliced from 3 exons. Gene Ontology annotation, biological process: vesicle fusion; exocytosis; intracellular protein transport. Lineage: Eukaryota; Fungi; Ascomycota; Sordariomycetes; Hypocreales; Nectriaceae. Gene Ontology annotation, molecular function: SNAP receptor activity; SNARE binding. The coding region runs from base 1 to 960 and encodes 319 amino acids. Gene Ontology annotation, cellular component: endomembrane system; plasma membrane; SNARE complex.
AUGUCCUACGAUCAGUACAAUCAGAACCCUUACCAGCAGGGCUCAGCUCAGGAUAACUCCUAUGGCUAUGGCCAGGCCAAUCCUUAUGCGCAAGACGCGCCAGCCCAUGGUAAUGACCAAUAUGAAAUGCAGGAUUAUUCGCAACAGGCUACAGCUACUAGCUCAAGUCUUUCUCAGCAAGAAUUCCUGAACCGCGUGCAGAAACUCCGCGAUGAGAUCAAGGGUCUGACCAACGACGUCGACUACAUCGGCCAGCUCCACCAACGCACCCUCAGCAGUACCGAUGGGUCCGCCAACCAUGACCUCGAGCAGUAUGUUUCUCAGACCCAGAUCCGAAACACCGCUAUCAAGGACGGCAUCAAGGGACUCGAGCGCGAUCUUGCAAAGACCAAUGACAGCUCCCGUACCACAAAGAACACCCAGCUGCAGUCCCUCAAGACCUUCUUUAAGUCAGAGCUCGACAAAUACCAGAGCAUCGAGCGGGAUUACCAGCAGCGCUAUCGCGAUCAGAUUGCCCGUCAGUACCGUAUCGUCAACCCCGAUGCUUCCGAGCAAGAGGUUCAAGAAGCCGCCAGCGCCGACUGGGGCAACGAGGGUGUGUUCCAGACUGCUCUACGAACAAAUCGUACCGGGCACGCCAGCUCCGUACUCGGUAAUGUUCGCGCCCGUCACAGUGAACUUCAGCGCAUUGAGCAGACUCUUUCCGAGCUUGCCAUCCUCUACCAGGAGCUCGCCACCAUUGUCGAGCAGCAAGAGCCGGUUAUCCAGGCCGCUGAAACCAAUGCGAUCAACACCGUCGAUCACAUGGAGAAGGGCAACGAGCAAGUCGAGGUGGCCAAGAAGCACGCCGCCAACCGCCGCAAGCUCAAGUGGUGGUGUGCCCUCGUCGUCCUGCUCAUCGUCAUCGCUAUUGCUGUGGGCGUCGGUGUCGGUGUUUCUGUGGCCAACAACAACAAGUAG